Molecule: messenger RNA, 3937 nt
Organism: Athene cunicularia (burrowing owl)
Lineage: Eukaryota; Metazoa; Chordata; Aves; Strigiformes; Strigidae
Gene: CCSAP
Product: centriole, cilia and spindle associated protein
Exons: 3
Coding region: 762-1286 (174 amino acids)
Biological process (GO): regulation of mitotic spindle assembly
Cellular component (GO): ciliary basal body; axoneme; axon
Molecular function (GO): microtubule binding
Source: RefSeq, a predicted model, not a curated record
UUGGCUUCCUUCAUCUGAAGUCUAAGACCCAAAUUUUUAUAUAUAAGUUGUAGUAUGCAUGAAACAUCAAGAACUACUAGCUGUGAGGCACCACAAAGGAAAACUAGUUCCUCCAUAGCUCUAUAAUCAAGAAGACUGGAUCUUAUGGAGCAGUAGUUUCCAUGUGUUUUUAUUUAAUGCCUUGCAGAAUGCUGAUUCAGCCUUCAGUGUUGAUCUAUAUCUGCCAGUUAACAAUGAAACAAUUUAAAUUCUCCCUCACAAACCCAACUCUACAUACCCAAUGCCUGGAUGAUAAAUGCUGGACCCUUGUUAUGGAAGGUUGAAAAAACAUGGAAGUGGGGGGAGAAGAGCCUGUGGAGUGUGGUACUUUAAAUGUAAAACACAUCUCACAGAGCAGAUACAAAGUGAUAGACAUCAACCUUGCUAAGUCUUUGCUUCCUACUCCCCUUUCUUCCAUAAACAGAAAACCAUAAUCAAGAUGUAUAAUCAGGGAGCUUAAAAAUGAAUCACUUUUUUUCUUUCAGUGGAAGCUUAUAAUAGGAGGGAUUUAAUAUUGCAGAUACUGUUAUCAGACUUCAUCUCUUGACUGGCUGGCAGCAUCUACAUAGCAUUCCGCAGUCCAUCUGUUUGCUGUCUGAAAGAUGGAAGGAUGAAACAGUGAAGACAGAAGAUCACUGGAAACAGUCUUUAAAAUACUGCCUGGAGCUAUUGGUUAUCUGUAGCCUCACUAGUGAAAGGCAUGUUUAAAUAUGUGAAAGCUGAUGUACAGAGAGGAUGGGCUUGGAAAUAUUGUAGUCACUAAGGAAAGAAUGAAGGCAUUUAAACAAGAAAGAGAAAGAGAAGAUCAAGAAAAGCAGCAGAGGGAAGAGCAAGAAAAAACUGUAGAACACACUUCUGUAAAGGAAGCAGACAAAACCAGCCGUACAGGACGACGUCCGAGUCGAAGUGCCUUGUCCAGUCGUAAUGAUCGAAGAUCAGCCAAAAGUCCUCAAAAGACAGAUGCACCAAAGGAGAAUAAACAUCCAUUUGCUCUGUAUGGGUGGGGUGAAAGGCAGACAGAUACAGGAAGCCAGAAAACUCACAAUGUCUGUGCUUCUGCUUCAGCAAACGAAAUUCAUGAAUCUGCUCUGCGAGCAAAGAACAGGAGGCAAGUGGAGAAAAGGAAGCUUUCUCAGAGGCGAGUACGAUCAGCGGAAGCGGAGAAAGCUUGGCGAAUAAAGCCUUCCCCACCGGAUAACCCUUGGAUGACGGAAUAUAUGAGAUGCUACUCAGCAAGAGCUCGGUGAAUUUGGAUUCCCUUAGGCAUCUUCAGAAGAAGUUAUGCAUAUCAGGACACUGGUGCAAGGAACCAAACUAUUUAUGCAAGGUUUUUAUAGGGAGUUUCCAGCUGUUAAAAUAUUUGUUACAAUAUUUUUAUCUUGGCUACCUACCUCAGAGUGGGGUGUAUCGUUGGAGCCAUAACAUUUGAAGAGGCUUUUAGAUAUAGCUACCCAAACUUCUAAACAAUUCCCCUUGGGAAUUUUUCUAAUGCUUCAGUUGACUUUUGGGGGUGGGAGGGGGGAACCUUAGCAUACAGGGAGUCAAAGCAAACACUUUUUUGAUUGGUAACAAAUAAUCUGUUGUCCCUUAUUUUAAAAACCCAAGUCAUAGGGAGGUGGUGUUGGGGAAAGACUUGAAAGGUGUGAUGGAGGUGCCUUUGCAUUUAUAGUACUAUUUAAUUUAAUACUUCUACCAAAAUAAGUAUAUUGACAGGCAACAGGAGAGCCAGUGGGUCUGGUAAACAGCACUAAUAAAAUGUAGAUGCUUUAGGCAGGCAAAUACCAAGUAUUGUCUGUACAUAGAAACUUUCAAAAAACCUUGUUUGAUUAGUGAAUCUGCUGAUGCUAUCUUUUAUUCCUGUUUCUAAGGUCAUUAGAAUAAACUACUAAUUUUCAGGGCAAGAAACAGCUACAGGAUUUUUUUGCUGUUGCUGUGCCUGUUGUACCAAAUAACUGAUGUAGACAAUCAUCUGAUAGCUCCUGCUCAAAAAGCAGUUGCUUACUCUAUCAGUAUCAAGUUGUGCCACUGUAUUCAGCUCGUGGUCACCCUUACUCUGUGCUUAAUCAUGUAAAUGCAUUUACUGAAGUAGAGGGCUGGCUCCUGUCUAAUGAAGUCUAUUUUUAACAAGAAUAUCUAUUAUGCUCAGUGAGGCUCAGAGUGCAAUAUGCAUUCGUUUGGUAGUAUUGUACAAGUAUACCGUUAAAAGUUUUAAACUUGAAAAUCAUGUUGAUAAAGCUUGUAGAUGAAGUUCUGAGAAGCUUUCUGCAUCUCAAACUUGGUGCAGAACUCCUUUUCCUACAGGGAGGUGGGGGCUAGGGGAAGAAGGAAGGGUAUGUACCCUUUAGUAAACAAAAACAAUGGAGCUUAAACACUCUCACUUUGUAGGUUCUACUUCUACAGAGUGGGAUAGUCAUUGUUUGUGAUAUCCUUGAUGUUGUGUUUUUUUCCCCUCAAGUUGCUGUAAAUUUUUUCAGUUUGGUAAUUAAGCUUUAGGCAGAUUAUUGCUGUAGUUGUGAGCUUCAAAGUUUUGUUCAGAUGUGUUGUGUGUUAUCUCUGUUUAAUUGUUUUGAAGCUUGUCUGUUACAGACUGGACACUUUCUCACAGAAAGCACUUGCACUUCUGCAGCAGAAACCUGUACUAAUCUUAGCUUGAUUCCACAAUCUCAGUGAGUAAGCAGGACUCUAGAAUUACCAUUGCAACAGUUACAUGCUGAGUGGAAAGUGAUUUUAAGUGUUACUGAAAGGAAGUAAUCAUGCAAAGGGAGCAAGCACUGCUGCCUCCUAGUGUUAAUUACAUUAUAUUGGUAAAGGUUUCAUUACUCUUAAAUCUAGUGUGUCCUAGAAUCCAUGAAAUCAUAAUCUGAUUUUUAUCUGCCUUUUAAGCAUAUAGAUAUAAAAAUACAGAUAACUCUUGUUCAGGCUACCUGCUAGAGAUCUUACAGCUUUUAAGUCUGGGAAUGCAAAGUAUGAUGAAGUAUGUUUUAUACACAGCAAAAUUACUGUAUUCCAUCUCUUAAGAAAACCACAGGGUAGAACUUCCUAAAACUUCAGAACAGUGCCCAAAACUGAGGCAAACUAUUCCAGAGGAUGCCUUUAUAUUCCAUAUGAGAUUCUUUUAAUUUCCUUUUACAGUUUUCCUCUUUAAAUAGCUGUUGUAAAUAUGCUUAUGUUGCUUUGAUGCUGUUUCAAUUCAGAAAUCCACCCUAGCUUUGAACAGUGGUAUCAAAGCACUAACUCAGUAGUGCUUAACAGCCUUAUUCAAUAAAAUCUCUUGCCUGUCCCUGUUGCCCACAGGCUUUGCAGGCUUUACGUAACUGCAGCAGAUGGACUGUUCCUGCAGUGCACUGUCACAUUAAACAGUCUCCUUGAUUGUGUAGGGCAGGACUCAUCUUGCCAUGCUUUCAGAAUACAGCUUCUGCAGUUUGCUCUUUGCAUGGAGAAUGGAGGAGCCAAGAUGACUGUGUGCCUGCCUUAAGUACCUAUUUUUGGAUAAGAUGGAUCUUUCAUUAGAUGUUGGUCUUUCAAGAAUUCUAGAAGGCUUAAGUGCCUUCUGCCUUGGAUACUGGGUACCAGACUUAAAACAUCUCAAACAGGCUUGUUCAGGUGUUCUACAGAGCAUGAGAGACUUCAGCACUGUCAAAGCUGCUGUGUACUGAGGAAAUGAUCUAGGUCUUAUCCUUGUCUGGUCAAGAGCUGCUCCCCACCAAAACAAUUUGCUAGAAGACAGUAGUGACACUAAUCAGGUCAUGUGAGUCACUGUCAUGCUUUUUCAAAUGGUCUGUAGCUAAAAAUAAUCCUGGGUGCUGUGCUGGUACUAUCUUGGGUUAAGUGAUGUAAUGAAGUGAGGGAUAAAUUCUGCAAAUCAGGUAGCCUUCCUGCAUCUGGGCAUUAUUUGUGU